Messenger RNA from Suillus subaureus, 2052 nucleotides. RefSeq lists its product as uncharacterized. Bases 1 to 2052 code for a protein of 683 amino acids. NCBI's taxonomy places the organism in Eukaryota, Fungi, Basidiomycota, Agaricomycetes, Boletales, Suillaceae. The record is from RefSeq and is a predicted model, not a curated record. The transcript is spliced from 10 exons.
AUGCCUCCUCGUGCAGUAGCCAGUCCCAAGAAGAAAAGGUCCAAGCGCAAAGCUUCUGAUGCUUCAAAGGCUAGCUUACUGAAGAAGCCCCAUGCAGCAAAUCCCAUUGAAAUUCCUAGCAUGCCGCUUGUAUCUCUUGGUCUUACCAAAGUUGAUGCAGCGGACGCUGCUCCUCGACAUUCUGGCCACCCCAAUGCAGGAACAGGGGGUAGGAAUGCCCAGCUGGAGAAAAUUGGGGUAGUGUUAGAGGCUAAGUCCUGGAAUCAGAAACCCAAGGGCACCACAUCUCUUGGUAUGGUCAAUCCCAUGAACCCUCAGGCUCCAGAACCACAUCGUAAAGGCCAAAAGAAUCGUCAGAAGGUGCUCCCCCCGCCAUACAGUCCUGACCCCUUGGACUUCAGUGCCAGCCCCCAGGUGCCUUAUUUUUUAUUGCAGCAAAAUGGCAGGAGGUUUGGUUUUGUGGCUUCAACCACCACUCGUGUUGUCCCUCCUGGCACAGAGCCCAAUCCUCAAGUCUUGAAUAACCCAUAUCUUGAGCAGCACAAUCAGAAUACUUUCACUGAUCACUCCUGCAGUUCACAACCUCAAACAACUGCUACCUUGUCAGAUUACAAUAUAGACCCGGCCCUGCAUAAGGAGGGUGACAUCGCUAGGCAAGGACUUCAUGCAAGGCUGGUAGGAUCCGAUCUGGAGGACAGCGACUCUAGCGGUAGCAGUACCGACACUGACAUUGACAAAGACAAUGACAAAGAGGGUAAGGACAAGGGCAAGGGUGAGGACAAGGACAAGGACAAGGACAAAGGAGACAAAGGAGACAAAGGAGAGAAUAAUGAAUCCCAGUUUGGUUGGGGGGAAGCUCACCAACGGCAGAAGGGACAUCCAGGAUUUUCGGCUGAAGGACUCCCUACUCAGGCUCGAGUUGCUCACCCUCUGACACCAGACUUUGAAUUUCAAUACUCAUGCAAUGAAGAUGAAGACUCUGCCCGGAUGCAUCUCAACAACAGCAACCAGCCUCUGGGCACCUUACCAGGAGUGCAGCAGGAACAAUCAGAUCCUCAGACUAACACCUCAAAGGCUGAGGAUGUAUUGAAGCACCACCAUAAGAAAAAUGGUCAGCCUCACCUUCCCAACCCUGAAAUGCUCCAGCUGUUGAAUCAAGUGGCGGAGUCUGUUGACCAAGUUCAGCACCAGUCAAAAUCCAAGAAACCCAAGGGAUCUGAUGGGCUGAGGCCUGAUCAACUGGCUUGGUAUGGACCACACUGGAAAAGUUUUCUCGAGGAGGCCAAAGGAGAGUGUCACAGGCAGCAUGCCCUGGAAAACCCAUUCCCACCUUUAGUCAAGGAGAUGCCAGGAACCAUCUCCGAGGUUCUACUUUCAGUUCUGGUCACAUGGGACAAGAACAGUAGACAGUUUGAAGCUGGGAUCUGGCCAGAGCAGCAAUAUAACAUGAUGCGAUUGUUGUAUGACGACCUGUCAACUUGGCAGUCUGAUCUGAAGAAGACUGCAAUAAACAUUGUGCCACUAUCAUACUUGCUUUUGCCUCCACCUUCAGUUCCUCCUCAACAACAUGCAACUUGGGUUGAAAAUGCUGCUAAAAAUUUACUCCAGGGUGGUUUGUAUUUACAGUUUGGAAUAGACAAGAAUGGGCAAACAAGGAACUUGGCUAAUCCUGCCCUCCACAAUGCAUCCAUUGCUUGUUUUUUACACAGGACCUUACCGGAUUGCAUGGAGGCAGCCAGAUCAUUUUCACACACAAUUGCCAAUAUCAUGCUUAGCCUUAGUUGCCACAGUGGUGAUUUCCACUGCGUCUUUGAUGGUCUUGAGAAGAAUGGUAAUGGUAAACAUUAUCCGAAUUUCUCCUCGAAGAAAUACUUGCCGAUCUACCAGAAAAUGCUCGACAUCAUCAAAAAUACCCUCAAGGACAAAUAUCAUGGCCCUAGAUUGUCAGCACAACUUCAAGAAUGGGCUGAAGCCGGAUGGGCCGAAAAUCUCAAGCUUGAUGGUGGCACUAUGGAGGCAAGACAUGACCACCUCCAGGUUAUUCUGGACUAA